Messenger RNA from Macrobrachium nipponense, 474 nucleotides. RefSeq lists its product as uncharacterized. The record is from RefSeq and is a predicted model, not a curated record. The transcript has a single exon. NCBI's taxonomy places the organism in Eukaryota, Metazoa, Arthropoda, Malacostraca, Decapoda, Palaemonidae. The coding region runs from base 1 to 474 and encodes 157 amino acids.
AUGAUUCCUGCUUUAGCUUUUGUUCCCCCAGAAAAAGUUAUUGAAGCGUUUGAGAAACUACAAGAGACGUUGCCACCUGAGGCUAUAAUAGAUUAUUUUGAGGAUACAUAUAUCAGCAGAAGACGUCGACAUACAAGGAGACAGCCACCUUUCCCUGUAAGCAUGUGGAGUAUGUAUACUCGUGUUGUUGAAGUUUUACCUCAAACAAACAAUGCCUUAGAAGGCUGGCAUAACCAUAUGCAAGCAAGCGUUACGUCAUUUCAUCCAAACAUAAGGAAAUUUCUGGGGGUGUUGAAGAGAGAACAGGCACUAUCCAGCGUCAUAAUCAAUCAAAUACUUGCUGGGCAUCCAGUACCUCCUAAGCAGAAACGCUAUCAGGAUUCUAGCAAAAGAAUAGCAAACAUUGUGCAAGACUUUGAGAACCGCGAUGUAUUGGAAUUUUUGAGAUACAUAGCCCACAAUUUAAAAUUCUAG